CCCCCCUCUCCCCCCCUCCAAAAAAGGGGGGACCUAGAAAACAUCAGUCUUGAACUUCUUCCUCUUCAAGAGCUCGGGCUGCAAAGGAAACCUCCUUUGUUUUUGUUAUUUAUAUGCUGUCAAGUUUUGAAGUGGUGAUCUUUAGAGGCGGGACUGAGUAUGGAUCAUUUGAACGAGGCAACUCAGGGGAAAGAACAUUCAGAAAUGUCUAACAAUGUAAGCGAUCCGAAGGGUCCACCAGCCAAAAUUGCGCGCUUGGAACAGAAUGGGAGCCCAUUAGGAAGAGGAAGACUUGGAAGUACAGGAACUAAAAUGCAAGGAGUGCCUUUAAAACACUCUGGACACCUGAUGAAAACUAAUAUUAGAAAAGGAAGUAUGCUUCCAGUUUUCUGUGUAGUGGAACAUUACGAAAAUGCCAUUGAGUAUGAUUCUAAGGAGGAGCAUGCAGAAUUUGUGUUGGUGAGGAAGGAUAUGCUUUUCAACCAACUGAUUGAAAUGGCGUUGCUAUCACUUGGAUAUUCUCACAGCUCUGCUGCCCAAGCAAAAGGGCUUAUCCAGGUUGGGAAGUGGAAUCCAGUUCCACUCUCCUAUGUGACAGAUGCCCCUGAUGCUACAGUGGCAGACAUGCUGCAAGACGUGUAUCAUGUGGUCACACUGAAAAUCCAGUUACACAGUUGCCCUAAACUAGAAGACUUGCCUCCUGAACAAUGGUCUCACACAACAGUAAGAAAUGCUCUGAAGGACUUACUGAAGGAUAUGAACCAGAGUUCAUUGGCCAAGGAAUGUCCCCUUUCACAGAGUAUGAUUUCUUCCAUUGUGAACAGCACUUACUAUGCAAAUGUCUCAGCAGCAAAAUGUCAGGAAUUUGGAAGGUGGUAUAAACAUUUCAAGAAGGCAAAAGAUAUGAUGGUUGAGAUGGAUAGCCUUUCUGAACUAUCCCAGCAAGGUGCCAACCAUGUCAACUUCGGUCAGCAGCCGGUCCCAGGGAACACAGCCGAACAGCCUCCAUCCCCUGUUCAGCUUUCUCAUGGUAGUCAACCAUCAGUUCGGACCCCGCUUCCAAACCUGCACCCUGGACUUGUAUCUACUCCCAUUAGCCCUCAGCUGGUAAAUCAGCAGCUGGUAAUGGCCCAGUUGCUGAACCAGCAGUAUGCAGUGAACAGACUUCUAGCCCAGCAGUCCUUAAACCAACAGUACUUGAACCACCCUCCUCCUGUCAGUAGAUCCAUGAACAAGCCGUUGGAGCAGCAGGUCUCAACAAACACAGAGGUGUCUUCCGAAAUCUACCAGUGGGUCCGUGACGAACUGAAACGAGCAGGAAUCUCACAGGCAGUAUUUGCACGUGUGGCUUUUAACCGAACUCAGGGCUUGCUCUCAGAAAUCCUCCGAAAGGAAGAGGAUCCCAAGACUGCCUCGCAGUCCUUACUGGUAAACCUUCGGGCUAUGCAGAACUUCUUGCAGCUGCCAGAAGCCGAACGAGAUCGAAUUUACCAGGACGAAAGAGAAAGGAGCUUGAACGCAGCCUCUGCGAUGGGCCCCGCACCUCUCAUAAGCACACCGCCUAGCCGGCCUCCACAAGUCAAAACAGCUACUAUUGCUACAGAGAGGAAUGGAAAAACAGAAAAUAAUUCCAUGAACAUUAAUGCUUCCAUUUACGAUGAGAUUCAGCAGGAAAUGAAGAGAGCCAAGGUGUCUCAAGCACUGUUUGCAAAGGUUGCGGCAACCAAAAGCCAGGGGUGGCUCUGUGAGCUGUUACGUUGGAAAGAAGAUCCCUCACCAGAGAACAGGACCCUCUGGGAGAAUCUCUCCAUGAUCCGAAGGUUCCUCAGUCUUCCUCAGCCUGAACGCGAUGCCAUUUAUGAACAAGAAAGCAAUGCAGUUCAUCACCAUGGUGACAGGCCUUCCCACAUUAUCCAUGUGCCAGCAGAACAGAUUCAGAGCCCCUCUCCCACCACCCUUGGGAAAGGAGAGCAUAGAGGCGCUUUCUUACCAGGCCUGCUGACCGCUGGACCUUGGCUGGGUGCUGCUCCUCAGCAGCAGCAGCAGCAGCAGCAACAGCAACAACAGCAGCAGCAACAGCAACAGCAACCAGGUCCCAGACUACCCCCAAGGCAACCGACAGUAGCAUCACCAGCUGAAUCUGAGGAUGAAAAUCGUCAGAAACCCCGACCGCGAACAAAGAUUUCUGUUGAAGCCCUAGGGAUCCUACAGAGUUUCAUACAAGACGUAGGCCUGUAUCCAGACGAAGAAGCAAUCCAGACUCUCUCCGCUCAGCUUGACCUGCCCAAGUACACCAUUAUCAAGUUCUUUCAGAACCAACGAUAUUAUCUCAAGCACCAUGGGAAGCUGAAGGACAAUUCUGGUUUAGAGGUGGAUGUUGCAGAGUACAAGGAAGAAGAGUUGCUCAAGGAUUUAGAAGACAGCAUCCAAGACAAAAAUGCAAACACGCUUUUCUCAGUUAAACUAGAAGAAGAGUUAUCAGUAGAAGGGAACACAGAGAUUAAUGCUGAAUUGAAAGACUGAUCUAAAAGUAUUAUUUUCUUUCAACAGUGCCACUGGUAUUUACUAAUGAAAUGAAAAUUCCAUCUUGCGUUCUGUCAAAAACCUUUAUUAUUCAUUGUUUGGCCAAUGAAUCUUCCAAAACUUGCACAAAAGUUGAAAAAAGGAUAAUGCAGACUGCACUAGAUGUUUUACUCUGUUUUACAAACUGCUUCGCAGCAACAGAUGAAGCGUUGAGGAUUGUUUGAUAUUAAUUUGUGUUCACUGGAUACACUGUGAGUGUACCCAAUAAGCAUGAUACCAGUGAUUUUGAUUCUGGAGCCUUCAGACAAGCAUUACAACUUUUGUGAUUUACUGUUUUUUGUUUCUGUUUUGUUCUUGUUUUUUUUUAAUUAUUACUGUAGCACUCCACACUUGAUCUUUGGAAACUCACAUUUAUUUAAAAAAAAUAAAAUAAAAAGAGUUUGUUACUCUUGUUCUAUUGUAUGUUACAAAAGAACUAUAGACUGUGGAAUGCAGUUUAAAGAUAACAUAUGCCAACAAAUGCCUUGUAUUAUAUGGCACUGCCGUAAUUCAGAUUUGUUUUCUUUUGGAAAUAAAGGUCACUGUAUUUUUUUUUUCCAUUCUCAUUGUUACAUGGUUUUAAAGAAAAUGAAAAAGAAAAUGUGAAACACAAUUUAGUCCUCAUUAUUUAUUUGUAGAUCCUGCAGCAUCAUGUUGUAAUUAAUUUUUUUGGAAGUUUCCGUUAAAUGUAAUAUUGCUUCUCUUGUUAUCAUACUGAUUUUUUUUUUCUAUUUAUAAAUGUAUUUUGAUGGGCAGUAAAACAAAGUGUCUUAAAAGUUUUAAAUAGAGAAAAUGUGCUUUACACAGUUGCCUAUAAAAAGUGCUCUAUGUUAUCCAAGCAAUUCAUACUAUAAGCUUCACUCUUAUUGUUGUAUGCAAUUUUUACUAUCAUGCAAAUAAGCUUAGGUAAAUAAAACUAAUAGAUCACCUUAGAAACUUAUGCAAUUAAUGUGAAAAUAAUUGAUGUUUGCAAUGUGUCUUCCUUUGGUUUACAAUCAAUUUUAAAGCUACAGCUGUAUAAAUUUUCUGUAUAAAGGUGUAUUUCUUUUUUAUGAGUUUAUUGCUAUGAAAACACCAGUUAUUUUGUUACAGCUGGCUGUUUUUAUAAGUGUAUCACAAUUUUCUUUAUGCAGAAAUGUUCUGACUAGGAGUGGUUAUUGACUGUAACUACACAAUUAAAAUUGUUUGUAUGGUAU
Messenger RNA from Grus americana (Whooping crane), 3758 nucleotides. RefSeq names its product SATB homeobox 1 (gene SATB1). Bases 160 to 2523 code for a protein of 787 amino acids. The record is from RefSeq and is a predicted model, not a curated record. Lineage: Eukaryota; Metazoa; Chordata; Aves; Gruiformes; Gruidae. The transcript is spliced from 12 exons. Gene Ontology annotation, biological process: chromatin remodeling; regulation of transcription by RNA polymerase II. Gene Ontology annotation, molecular function: DNA-binding transcription factor activity, RNA polymerase II-specific; RNA polymerase II cis-regulatory region sequence-specific DNA binding.